AUAUAAUAUAAAUGUAUAUAUAAUAUAAAUUUGUAUCAAAUCCAGCAUUUGUUUCAUUUUCCUAUAUCUGCUCCGAUCUCAUCGCCCUCUCCUUCUCUUGGACUCUUUGCGGAUUGAAUCAUUUGCUUGUGAAGGGUUAGGGUUUUUGAAGAGAUGGGGCAACAGUCUUUGAUCUACAGCUUCGUGGCACGCGGAACUGUGAUCCUCGCCGAGUACACUGAGUUCACCGGUAAUUUCACCACCAUCGCAGCUCAAUGUCUCCAGAAACUACCGGCGUCUGACAACAAGUUCACCUAUAACUGCGAUGGCCAUACCUUCAAUUACCUCGUUGAAAAUGGAUUCACCUACUGUGUAGUUGCUGUUGAAUCUGUUGGCAGGCAAGUUCCAAUUGCAGUUCUGGAAAGAGUGAAGGAAGACUUCAACAAGAGAUAUGGAGGAGGGAAGGCAGCAACUGCUCCGGCCAAAAGCCUGAAUAAAGAGUUUGGGUCCAAAUUGAAGGAGCAUAUGCAGUACUGUGUGGACCAUCCUGAAGAGAUCAGCAAACUUGCUAAAGUGAAAGCUCAAGUUUCUGAAGUCAAGGGUGUCAUGAUGGAAAACAUCGAGAAGGUCCUCGAUCGUGGUGAGAAGAUUGAGUUGCUGGUGGAUAAAACUGAGAACCUUCACUCACAGGCCCAAGAUUUUAGGCAGCAGGGAACAAAAAUGAGAAGAAAGAUGUGGCUUCAGAAUAUGAAGAUAAAAUUGAUCGUUUUGGGUAUCCUCAUUGCCUUGAUUCUUAUCAUUGUGCUGUCAGUCUGCCAUGGCUUCCAUUGUUAAAUCUGUCUUGGAUUUCCUUUGUUCCGCACUUUGCCACCUUGCCGACUAGAUUGUCUUGAUAAAUUGGUUUGCUUUGCUAUGUUGUUUUUGGCCACGUGUUUUCUGUUUGCUUGCCAUUUGUAUAUUGGUUGAUUGUGUAUAGGUUAUAGUUCAAACUUCUUACGAUAGAUAAGC
Messenger RNA from Hibiscus syriacus, 987 nucleotides. RefSeq names its product vesicle-associated membrane protein 721-like. Gene Ontology annotation, biological process: vesicle-mediated transport. The coding region runs from base 154 to 813 and encodes 219 amino acids. Gene Ontology annotation, cellular component: membrane. The transcript has 5 exons. NCBI's taxonomy places the organism in Eukaryota, Viridiplantae, Streptophyta, Magnoliopsida, Malvales, Malvaceae. The record is from RefSeq and is a predicted model, not a curated record.